CUUCCCGCACAUUUCAAAUCCAUUGAAUUGGUUCCUGUUCAAAUGACGGAGGUGCAGAAUGGCGGCCUUCAUUCGCGCAAAAGGCGCCGGAGAAGGCGACUCGACAGGCCUCCGAUAUCCGCCCGUUUACUCCUCGACGAUCGUUUGAAGGGUGAGGAGGGUCUAUUGUCUGAGGACCUCUUUGCGGACCUGUUCCCUUGGGCUGGCAACCCAGAUAGAGAUGGUGCCACUUCCAAAGCAAAGCCUGUCCAUUAUGUUGCCAUCACUCCUUGGCUUCCCAGCUCCCUCGCUGCUUCCCAAAAUGCCUCGUGGACCAUAUUGCCCGUGAGGCUUGCUACGCCAGAAAGCAACUCCUCCGUACGCCCGCAUUCCUCCCUCCAAAUCCCCGCUUCAUCCCUCGCUCUACAAUCUUUCUCGCAGACUCUCCAUGCUCUGGCGCCGAACAAAACGCAGAGGAGGGACACCCCAAUCGAAAUUCGCAUCUACGAUGUCAUACCGCUCGGCCUGGAAACCGUUUAUGUGAACCUGGAUACGGAAGCUCUGCGCAAAUUGGACGAGGUACACGCAAAGUUUGGUGGUGGCUUUGGAGGGGCCAAAGGACCUAAGGAUAGAUUCUUGAAAGCAAAUGGAUACGGGGGCAAGUCUGCAAAGGGCGUAAAUCACGCUGCCCAGGAGCAGACGUGGAAAAAGGCUGUUCGAGAUGCGCUCCAGUCCCCAGCCGUUGUCCAUACCGGAGAUCUUCUUCCAUUGUCGUUGCCCUCGCAUCCAAUCACACAUGUUCCACCUCCUCCGGCGAAAAUUGUGGCUUGUGAGCCUCUCUCGCAAGGCCUCCUCCUACCAAGCACACGCAUUGUUGUUCUACAGUCUCAUCGCCCUUCAAAAAGUGUACAGAUUCUUCCGCCUUCUAAGCCUGCGUCUAUACCAAAUGGGUUUGGCGAUGAUGAAUCCGAAGACACAUCCAACGAGCAGUUCUUUUCGGCCGCAGAGGAUCGCAACCCAUCCCAAGACAACAGUCCCCCAGAUGCAGAGUCCACAGAUGAAUUAGAUUCUGAGCUUUCCGAUGCCGGCGACCUGUCUGACGAUUCGGAGGACAUCAUCUCCUUGAACGCCCCUCUUCUACCGCCUCAAUCAUCUGGUGUGCUCUCAGCAUUCAGUUCCGCUACACCAAGACCCGGAAACUUCCAUACCAACGGAAUUGCUACGCCCGGCUCGGUGUUCUCCAGUUUUACUGCUACAACUGCUCGGGGAGGUGGCUCAUCUGCUAAGAGCAAGAUCUUUAGAGCCCAUGGACUGUUGCAGACCAUCCCCGAUGAGUUGAUAUAUCCCAAGCCUGGUACUGAGGAUGACGAGGAAGCACGUGUCUUUGUAGACACCAACACGUUGGUCAAGGUUGGAUGUUUCUCAGGUGAUUGGGUCAAGGUUGAGGUGACUCCUGAGCCUUCUAGUCAUCCGUUAUUCGGGCUAGGUAAGUUUGGUGCCGAACACGAAGACGAUGCAGAAUGGCGUCCGGUUCGCAUUUACGGCCUCCCAGAGAGUAUGUCCAAAAAGGUCGCACGUUACGCCUUGAACAAAUCCGAUGAUUGGGAUCGGAGUUCUAGCUUCUCGGGUUUCCAGCCGUCUAGCACCUCUCCCCAAGCUUAUCUCUCACCCAUCCUUCUAGCCAACAUGGGCAGUCCUUCACACUUACGAAUUACCACCUUGGCUCCUUAUCAGCCUCCCAACGUACCAAGAGGCGUUCUGCAAAAGCCACGACUUACGGGCUCCUCGUUACCUCCAUCUGCGAAAGAAGUCACACUGUUCAAAUUGUCUACCCCGCUAUCUUCGGAACGGUUGUUGCAACCUAGUCUGUUCGCCGCUUUAAAGGAUCAUUUUGAGCAGAAGCGGCGAAUAGUGAAAACGGGCGAUCUCAUCGGUGUUGCUAUCGAUGAGUCGCUCGGUAGAGCUGUAUUCCAAGCAAAUACGACCGACGACGAUGCCAUUGGUGAUGAAAUCCUCUCACAACACAAGAAGGCAGAAACAGAACAUGUGGCCAGUGCAGAUAGCAACACCACCAAAGCUGUUACCUGGUUCAAGAUUGGAAACGUAACCUCGUCACACGCAGAGCCUCGAGAUAACGAAGAACCUGAUGUAUGGGGUGGUGUUGUCCGAGUAGACUCUGCAAGCACGAAAAUGGAAAUGAACGGCAGUGAACAAGGGAAAACGCCUGCACCACUCAACAGCACUUGGCAGUAUUACUUGGGCGCAAAGAAGCCCCCGGCAGUGUCAAGUCAAAGAUCGCUCGCAAUCGAUGAGCUGCCCAAGCCAUAUAUCUCUUCUUUACGCCGACGACUGAGGGAGUUGAUCUCUGCUGCAACAAGCCCGCGAGCCAUACAUCUAGGACUGCCGCCCAUUGCCGUACUUAUCACAUCUACCCAACGUGGCAUCGGCAAGGCAAGCAUUGCAACAAAGGCUUGCGAAGAUCUUGGCUUGCAUACCUUCUCAAUUGACGCCUUCGACAUUCUCAGCGAAGGAGGUGCAGGCGAUGUCAAAACCGAAGGUUUCUUGAAAGCACGGGCAGAGCGUGCCUUGACUUGUGGCGCCGAAUUCACUGCUUUGUUGAUUCAACAUAUCGAGUCACUGAACGCUGAUCGCAUGAAUAUUGCCCUGAAGCAAGUUCUAGAAGACUCACGAGUACUGGUUGCGACCACAACCGAAGUCGACAAGAUCCCAGAGGGUAUUCGAGGAUUGUUCACUCACGAGAUUGAAAUGUCGGCACCUGACGAGAAAGAACGAGAGGGCAUAUUACGCGACAUCAUUAACGAAGCUGGGAUACGGCUUUCACCAGAUGUGGAUUUGGGCAAUGUCGCAGUAAAGACGGCAGCACUAGUUGCCGGUGAUCUGGUUGACGUCGUUGACCGAGCCCAAGUUGCUAAGCGCAACCGCGUUGAGGCACUGGCAAAGACAGCUUCAGCAGAUUUGACGCCUACAGCAACCAUCACCACCAGAGACAUUGAGCUUGCAGGCGGUCAUUUUAGCAACAGCUUGACAAAAGCUGAUCUCGAUAGUGCUGUUGAUGCAGCUCGCAAGAAUUUUGCAGAUGCCAUUGGUGCGCCGAAAAUUCCAAAUGUUGGCUGGUCAGAUGUCGGUGGUCUAUCACAUGUCAAAGAUGCAGUUAUGGAGACAAUUCAAUUACCUCUUGCGCGACCGGAGCUGUUUGCCAAAGGAAUGAAGAAACGUAGCGGUAUUCUUUUCUACGGCCCUCCCGGUACAGGAAAGACGUUGCUCGCCAAGGCUAUCGCGACGGAGUUUUCGCUCAACUUCUUCAGUGUCAAAGGGCCGGAGCUACUCAACAUGUACAUUGGUGAGUCAGAGGCGAACGUCCGGCGCGUGUUCCAACGUGCCCGCGAUGCACGACCUUGUGUCGUCUUCUUUGACGAAUUGGACUCGGUAGCACCCAAGCGUGGCAAUCAAGGUGACAGCGGCGGUGUUAUGGACCGUAUUGUCAGUCAGUUACUCGCCGAGUUAGACGGCAUGAGCGAUGGCGGCGAAGGUGUGUUCGUGAUUGGUGCUACUAACAGGCCUGAUCUGCUCGACCAAGCACUUCUUCGACCCGGCCGAUUCGACAAGAUGCUUUACUUGGGUGUCUCAGACACGCAUGAGAAACAGCAGACUAUUCUGGAAGCCCUGUCAAGAAAAUUCACCUUGCACCCCGACCUAUCACUUCAAAGAGUAGCCUCUGGCCUACCAUUUACAUACACUGGUGCCGACAUGUACGCCCUGUGCUCUGAUGCCAUGCUCAAGGCCAUCACACGACAAGCCCGGGCCGUUGAUGAAAAGGUCAAACACUACAACGCCGCACACACGCCACAGAUCACCAUAGCGUAUUUUUUCGAUCAUCUUGCUACAGACGAGGACACGGCAGUCAUGGUUACAGAGCAAGACUUCAUCGAUGCCCACAAGGAACUCGUUCCUAGCGUCAGCGCAGAAGAACUCAAGCAUUACGACAGAGUGCGCAAAACCUUCGAAGGUACAGGGAAGAAGAAAGACGACCACGAAACCAAUGAUUCAAACGGAGUGGUACAAGGCGGUUCCUCUUGGAAAGGGAAAGGCAAAAUGCCUGUUAACCCUGAAAGCGAUGGCAAUAUUGUGAUUCAGACCGAAGAUAUAGGAAUAAAUGAGUCGAGCGCCAAUGCUGACAGCGGGAGCUCAAGCAACGCCAAGGGUAAGGGCAAAAUGCCUGUGGCUGCAACUCACCAUUCGAGCAAAAAUAGUGUGGAAAUUGCCGAAGGCGGAUUCGGCGAUGGGGCGGAAGAUGACAACGAGCUAUACUCUUAG
Messenger RNA from Periconia digitata, 4314 nucleotides. NCBI's taxonomy places the organism in Eukaryota, Fungi, Ascomycota, Dothideomycetes, Pleosporales, Periconiaceae. The record is from the annotation of a GenBank genome assembly.